This is a messenger RNA of Melitaea cinxia (Glanville fritillary), 2236 nucleotides long. RefSeq names its product TNF receptor-associated factor 4-like. The transcript is spliced from 7 exons. The record is from RefSeq and is a predicted model, not a curated record. Bases 111 to 1361 code for a protein of 416 amino acids. Gene Ontology annotation, biological process: regulation of apoptotic process; regulation of canonical NF-kappaB signal transduction; positive regulation of JNK cascade. Gene Ontology annotation, cellular component: plasma membrane signaling receptor complex. Gene Ontology annotation, molecular function: zinc ion binding; protein binding. NCBI's taxonomy places the organism in Eukaryota, Metazoa, Arthropoda, Insecta, Lepidoptera, Nymphalidae.
CAGUCAUCACUCAUCACUCGUCAUUUGAUCAUUAUGUCAUUUAUGCAUUGUUUUCAUGUUUUAAUUAAGUUAUACAAAAAUUAAAAAAUCUUCAUAAUUUAUUUGUUGCAAUGGAUCCAAAUAAAACAAAAAACGCGUCAGAAGGCAUUGCUCCAAUGGGCAUAACAACAAUAAAUGAAACAGUUCUCAGUAAUCAACCUGAAUCAAGGUACGAGUGCCCCGUAUGCCUGAAUUGGCUACGAGAUCCAGUUAUAACAACUUGUGGCCACAAAUUUUGUAAAAGUUGCAUUACUUCUUGGUUACAGAACAGCGGUCACUGUCCAAUAGAUAACAUAAAUCUCAGUAUGAAAGUUGAUAUAUUUCCUGACAAUUACACAAAAAGAGAAAUACAAGAACAAAGAAUGUCAUGUCCUUUUGCAGCAAAAGGUUGCUCAGUAAAAGUGACACCACUGGAUCUAGAUUCCCACAUUGCAAUAUGUGAGUUUAACCAACCUGAAGCAUCUUCUCAAUCAAUCAGGGUUCCAUGUUCGUUCCAAGCUGUCGGCUGUAAGGAAACCUUUGACAGCCAAGAAGAUAUGAAUACUCAUUUGCAUAAUGAUAUACAAAAUCAUAUGAGUUUUCUAAUGAAUGCAUAUUCAAAAAUCCAAAUAGAUAGUGACAUAUCAAAUGCUAGCAUUGAUGCAAAAGAACAAGAGGCUAUGAAUCUUUGGGAGGCUCCGGACAAGGACAGUGACCAAAGCACCUCUGCCCCGCUUAGUAAUACUAGCGCCCUUAUAAGGGCAUUGUAUGAAAGAGUUGUGGUAUUAGAACAGAGAAAUCGGGAACAAGAUAUAGUAAUAGCAAACAUGUCAAAGCAGCUAUCAGCAUUCGCAGUGGCGAAAAUGAAACAAAACAACGACAUGCUUCUGCGUUACUGCAUGGGAAAUUAUAUAUGGAAGAUAGAUAAUUUCAAGGCAAGAUUGGACGCAAUGUUAAAGGAUCACUUUAAAAUGUUGUACAGCCCUGGCUUUUAUACAUCACCAAAUGGUUACAGAUUCUGCGUCCGUCUAAACAUAUCCCCUCAAAAUCCCCUCUGCUUUGCACUACACGUACAUCUUAUGAAGACUGAAUAUGACAAUUGCUUGGAAUGGCCCUUCAAUGGCCGUAUUACAUUCGCCAUGAUCAACCAAUACGACCCGGACAUGACACAACGAGACACAAUGAUGUCUAAUUCAAACCUCAUAGCCUUCAAGAAACCGACAACAGAGAUAUGUGUCAGGGGUUUUGGUUAUACGGAGUACGCUGUUGUUAGCGAUGUUGUUAGGAAUGGUUUUGUUAAGGAUGACGCGCUUAUAAUAAAAGUUAAUAUUAGGUGUGUAUGACAUGAGGAGUGAUUUUUUGUUUGUUGUUUUUAUUUGAGUGGGUAAUUGUUGGAUACUUUCGCCAGAUGUUCGGCUAACUCGCCAAGUCUAUCUAAUUGGGAGAUUUUUUGUUGAUAAUAUUGAUUCGUAACGUUAUAAUAAAAAUACCGUUUAAAAAGUGCACGGUUUUACGCAACAAUCCACAUUUAUGGUUUUUACUGCAGUUUUUGAGAUAUAAGGAUCUUUAGUAAAGAGCCUUUCUAACGGACAGUAACAGUUUUGGACUGGCUAAUCUUGAGGCUAGUGUCGUUAAUUGACAACGCACCAAAGAUUAUUUAACUAGCAAUAACGUCUAAACUUAUUUCUAUCCAUUUAUAUAACUAUUUACUAGAUUGGCGAGUUUAGUCGACAUUAUUUUUUUUUACGUACGCGAAUUUGAUACGAAGGCAUUGAUCAAUUAAUCCACCAUUUUUAUAUUAUUGCAAUUUUUAACAAAAUAAUAGUUCUCAUUACGUACAAAGACAUUUUUGUACGACGCAAUAUUAUGAUCAAAUUUUUUUUUUCUUUUAUUUACAUGUACUCUUUAAUUUAUAGAUUUAAGUGAAAUGUAUUAUCGUAACGAUGUCCGUCCUUUAAGACAUUAUUAAAUACUUUAAUGUAUUACUAACUUAAAAUAAGUGUUUUAUUGUUAAUAAAGUUAGUUAAAUUAAAUAGUAAAUAAAAUUUUUCUUAAGAGAUUAUUGCAGAUCUGUUAUAAAGUUUUACCAUUCCUUUAUCAUUCCAAUAUUUUAAAUUUAUUACUAUUGUAUAGUGGAAAGAGAAUGGUGCCUUAUAUAUAUUGUUAUUGAAUUUAUUUUGUUACAUUUUUUAUUGAAAUAAACAAUUUAUCUUAAAAA